Messenger RNA from Nilaparvata lugens (brown planthopper), 717 nucleotides. Its product is annotated as mitochondrial import inner membrane translocase subunit Tim13-B. NCBI's taxonomy places the organism in Eukaryota, Metazoa, Arthropoda, Insecta, Hemiptera, Delphacidae. The transcript is spliced from 3 exons. The record is from RefSeq and is a predicted model, not a curated record. The coding region runs from base 143 to 418 and encodes 91 amino acids.
CUAUAAUAGUUGAUGUUUCAAGUCCAAAACAUCGAUGUCAGCGUCGGGCUGCCAAAAAACUCGAAUCUCGAACAGCCGAAAGCCGAAACGGAACGUAACCUUAAAAGUUCACUAAGGUGUUAUCAUAAAUUGAGCAAAAUUUAUGAUGGAUUCUCUUACUACUGGAUCAUCCGAUUCUAUCAAGAAGGAAGAUUUGAUGGACCAAGUAAAAGAGCAGAUUGCGAUAGCCAACGCUCAGGAAAUUCUAACAAAAAUGACAGAAAAAUGCUUCAAAAAGUGUAUUGAUAAACCAGGCUCAUCCUUAGGAAACUCAGAACAGAAAUGUAUUGCUAUGUGUAUGGACCGCUAUAUGGAUUCCUGGAAUAUUGUUUCAAAAGCAUACACAAACAGAUUACAGCGUGAACGACAUCGUAUGUAACGGAAACCGCUCAAAUCGAGAAUAGUGAACUAGAACUUAUUAUUGUUAUCUCUAUUGUUGACUUGUAAGUAACAUAUAAAUACUUGAAUAAGUCUUUAUCUUUAAAGCUUUAAUUGUUUAUAAAUCGGAUCAAUCACGAAAUAAUAUCAAUCCAAAUUUAUCACAGUAUGAUACUCAACUCCAUUCCUUUUUCUAUUCACUUUUUUGAAAUUUAAUUGAUAUCUUAAGUUUUGAGUAUCUCAAUUUUGUAUUCAGUGUAUAAUUUUCUUGUUGAAACUUAAAUAAAUAUGUAGGCAUGA